UGUCACAGCAGACGAACGUUCUAAAGAGUUAGCGGUUAUUGUGAGUGUCAUCAUACUUUAUUACAUGUCCACUGAUUUCUAUCCGUCCGUCCGGUGUUUCUGCUACGUUGAUUAUAUUCUGUGAAUCUAAGGAAUGUUUGAAUUACCAGAUAUCUUUAAAUUCUUAUUUGUAUUAGCAUAAGGCGCCUAGUGCGCCUCCCGUCACGAUGAACAUGUGUCGGGUUCGACUGUUAUUCUACUUUUUGGCGUUUAGCCUACUCCCUUUUGUCCGUUCUGACGAGCAUACUCACAUCUAUGAAGAUAACGAUGAAGUUGUACUGUGGAUGAGUACAGUUGGACCAUAUCACAAUCGUCAGGAAACCUAUUCGUAUUAUUCACUACCUUUCUGCAUGGGCACAAAAGAUGUCAUUAAUCAUUAUCAUGAAACCUUUUCUGAAGCAUUACAAGGCAUUGAACUUAAAUUUAGUGGUUUGGAAAUUGAAUUUAAAGCUGAUGUUGCAAAGGUGGAAUAUUGUCAGAUAAAAUUAACUGAAGAAAGUGAGAAAGCUUUUAUAUAUGCAGUUAAGAAUCAAUAUUGGUAUAAGAUGUAUAUGGAUGAUCUCCCAAUAUGGGGUGUCGUGGGAGAACCAGAGGAGAACAAUGGAGUUGUAUCUUAUUAUAUUUGGACACACAAGAAGUUUGAUAUAGGAUAUAAUGGAAAACAAAUAGUUGAUGUAAAUUUAACCAGUGAAAACAAGGUGAAAUUAGUACAAGGAGCAGCUAUUUUUUUCAGUUACGAAGUUAAUUGGAAGAAGAGCAAUGUUAAAUUUGAAGAUAGAUUUGAUAAAUAUUUAGAUCCUAACUUUUUCCAACAUAGAAUUCACUGGUUCAGUAUUUUUAAUAGUUUUAUGAUGGUAAUUUUCCUUGUCGGUCUUGUUUCAAUGAUUUUGAUGCGUACAUUAAGAAAGGAUUAUGCUAGAUAUAGUAGAGACGAAGAAAUGGACGACAUGGAACGGGAUUUAGGAGAUGAAUACGGAUGGAAACAAGUUCAUGGAGAUGUAUUUAGACCAGCUAGUCAUGCAAUGCUGUUUUCAGCUCUUAUAGGUGCAGGCUAUCAGGUUACAGUAGUUGUUCUCAGUGUCAUUAUUUUUGCUAUACUUGGAGAACUUUAUACAGAAAGAGGAUCAAUGUUAUCUACAGCAAUUUUUGUAUAUGCUGCUACAUCACCUAUAAAUGGCUAUGCUGGAGGAGGUUUAUACGCACGUAUGGGCGGACGUAUUUGGAUAAAACAAAUGAUCGCCAGUGCCUUUAUGUUACCUCUUAUCGUUUGUGGCACUGCAUUUUUCAUUAAUUUCAUCGCAAUGUAUUACCAUGCUAGCCGGGCCAUACCUUUUGGUUCUAUGGUGGCAGUGACAUGUAUUUGUAUAUUUGUUAUAUUGCCAUUAACAUUAGUUGGAACCAUUUUAGGCCGCAAUUUAGCUGGAACACCGGAUGCUCCGUGUAGAGUAAACGCGGUACCUCGACCUAUUCCCGAAAAAAAAUGGUUCAUGGAACCACUAGUUAUUAUAAUGCUCGGUGGUAUCUUACCCUUUGGAUCAAUAUUCAUCGAAAUGUACUUCAUUUUUACCUCAUUUUGGGCAUACAAAAUCUACUAUGUUUACGGAUUUAUGUUGCUAGUAUUCGUUAUUCUAAUGAUAGUAACUGUUUGUGUUACUAUUGUGUGUACAUACUUUUUGCUAAACGCUGAAGACUAUCGAUGGCAGUGGACAAGUUUUUUAGCUGCAGCUUCAACGGCUGGAUAUGUCUAUAUAUAUUCCUUCUAUUAUUUCUUCUUUAAAACGAAAAUGUACGGUCUUUUCCAAACAGCAUUUUACUUUGGUUACAUGGCGUUAUUCAGCCUUGCUUUGGGCAUAAUGUGUGGAACAGUCGGUUAUGUCGGUACUAACGCAUUUGUACGAAAGAUUUAUUCCACAGUGAAAAUAGACUAAAGCACAAUUUUAGUGUAACGUCUACGUCAUGGAUUAAAAUAAGAACGUACAAAGUGAUAUCUACUGGUCUUCAUGAAGUACAGUUCUUCUUUUCGAUAGUUUAAAUUAUUUACGUUCAUCGUGAUGCGCAAAUGCAGCUUGUGAAAAGAACCUUCUAAAUUAACAUCAUUUACCUGCCGUUGCCGAUAACGUGAAUACUUAAACAAAUGAUACUUUCAUUAUUAUAUAUUUCGAAACUAUUCAACAAUUGUUUUAUUUUUAUUAUUAUUAUUAUUAUUAUUAUUAUUAUU
Molecule: messenger RNA, 2257 nt
Organism: Osmia bicornis bicornis
Lineage: Eukaryota; Metazoa; Arthropoda; Insecta; Hymenoptera; Megachilidae
Gene: TM9SF3
Product: transmembrane 9 superfamily member 3
Exons: 10
Coding region: 207-1967 (586 amino acids)
Biological process (GO): protein localization to membrane
Cellular component (GO): membrane
Source: RefSeq, a predicted model, not a curated record